Molecule: messenger RNA, 1206 nt
Organism: Aspergillus ibericus CBS 121593
Lineage: Eukaryota; Fungi; Ascomycota; Eurotiomycetes; Eurotiales; Aspergillaceae
Exons: 3
Coding region: 50-1087 (345 amino acids)
Source: RefSeq, a predicted model, not a curated record
CGCAUAUCUCAGUCACUAGUUGUUAAAUACCAAUCUCAUCAAACUCAAAAUGAACACUCUCAGACCCGAGCAUUCUCGCAUCACCACGAGUCACCACAGACAAGAGGACCAACUUACACUCAAAAGCUUUACCUCUGACGUCGAAGAAGCUGUCAACAACAUUCAACCCUCCCGCAGCAACUAUGAACAAGUGGAAGUAUUCGCAUUCCACUUCGAGGACGAUACCACCGGUGUCGAAGCGCUCGAGAGUGAACUUCUCGAUGUCUUCAAGCGGAUAUACAACUACCGUACAACUUCCUUUGUCAUCCCAUCGAUCCAACCCCGACCACAUUUAAAUCACAAAAUGAUCAACUGGAGUUUCCCGCGGGCGCAUUCGAAAAGCCUGAGAAUCUACGUCUUCUCUGGUUACGGGGCUUCCGCCUCCAUCACCGGUCCGGGUUGGUGGAUUGGAGGACAAGCUGAUCGAUACGGGCGGCUGGUUAGACCGCAGAUAAAUAUCAAGGAUAUGCUCGAUCCCUGCAAUGACCUGGAUGGUGACGUUUUGUACCUGUUUGACUGUGGCUCAGCGGGUCCAGCCGCCAUGAGAGAUGGACCCGAGGCUCUCACGGCUGGUGGAUGGGAGCCGACUUCCAAUACCAACCGGUAUUUCACAAGAGUACUAAUAGAUACACUAAAGGACAUACAAGGCCAACCCGUCACAGUCGCCCAGAUAUUUGCCGCGGGAGCCUGCCCUCUCCAUAUCCCAAAGUUGGGCAGACCAAGCAUCACACUCCAACCACUCAACCGCACCAUAAGCAGUCCAAGUCCACCGAUUCCUAGCCGAGAAAAAGUCCUGCUGAGCAUCAUCUUGAGCGGAGAAGCAUCUCCGCCCAAUGUGGCAGAGUGGUACCAAUGCCUGACGUAUCUUCUGGACGUUGACGUGAAGAUUGAGGCUAUCUUUCGGCCGUGUCGGCUGCUGCUUAGUGUUCUGGUUGAGGUGUGGACGAUGCUGCCGUUGAACCAGAACUAUGUGUUGAUUGGUCGUGUGACCUCACAUAAUACCUUCGGCCAGACCGUGCCUUAUCGAGCAGCUUCGAUGAUACGAUAAAGAUUGAUGUCAGACGCGCGAGCUGGCAUACUACAAGGAGAUUUCCACCCCUGCGAGAGCUCAAGAGACUGCCAAGGAAGGGCCGAGGGCCACGGUGCAGAUUGUGUCGUAAUUAUUGG